This is a messenger RNA of Nicrophorus vespilloides, 1147 nucleotides long. Its product is annotated as sulfotransferase family cytosolic 1B member 1-like. The record is from RefSeq and is a predicted model, not a curated record. Gene Ontology annotation, biological process: sulfation. Lineage: Eukaryota; Metazoa; Arthropoda; Insecta; Coleoptera; Silphidae. Gene Ontology annotation, molecular function: sulfotransferase activity. The coding region runs from base 105 to 1064 and encodes 319 amino acids. The transcript has 5 exons. Gene Ontology annotation, cellular component: cytoplasm.
UGACGAAAAUCGCGUUCAGUCGUAAAACCAACGGCAUUCGGUUUAGAGGUGAAGCAGUAGGCCUUGCAUUAAACGAAACAAUCGAAAACAAAGAGAUUAAAAUAAUGGAAAUCAAGAGUGCCGAAGAGCUGGACGAGUUGCGCAACCAGCAUUGCUUGAGCAGCGCGAGGAAAGGAUACGGCGUGUUCAAAGGUUACGCUCUUCCGGAGAACUUCGCCAAGUAUCAGAAGGAAAUCGAAGAUCUGGAAGUGUACGACGAUGACGUCUGGGUCACCAGUUUCCCGAAAUGCGGGACGACAUGGACCCAAGAAAUGGUCUGGUGCAUCGCCAACGAUCUCGAUUUCGAGGCGGCCAAGGUCGAUCUGGACGAGAGGUUUCCAUUCGUCGAAUACUGUGUUCUUUUUGGAAUCGAUUGUCCGAACGAUUCGCUACCGAAUGUGAGGAAAUCCAUCGAAUAUCUGAAGAGCAAGCCGAGGCCGAGGUUCGUGAAGACGCAUUUACCAUGGGAACUGUUGCCAAAACAAAUCAGAAACUUCGAGAGGAGACCAAAAAUAAUUCACGUUGCAAGAAAUCCGAAAGACGUGUGCGUCUCGUAUUACCAUCACCUGAGAUUGUUGGAAAACUAUUCGGGUGAUCUCGAUCUUCACAUGCAGCUGUUCGUCAAGAACAAACUUGGUUGGACGCCGUUCUUCGACAAUAUCCUUGGUUACUGGAAGAGACGGUCCGAAUCGAACAUCAUUUUCCUGAAGUACGAAGAUAUGAAGAAGGAUCUGCGCAGCGUUGUCGUCGAAGUGAGCGAUUUCCUUGGCGUGAAAUUGGAUGAGGAUCAGAUGAAAAGGUUGCUGCAUCAUCUCAGUUUUGAGCAGAUGAAGAACAACUCUUCGACGGAUCAUUCCGCACUCGUCUCGUUCUUGAAAUCGAAAGGUCUUUGCUACAAUCCCGGCGGUGUUUUCAUGAGGAGCGGAGAUACGGGAUCAUUCAAAUCCGAGAUGUCGCCGAAGAUGAUCGAGUUCAUUGAUCGAUGGACCGAAGAGAAUCUGGCUGGAACCGGACUCAAAUUCUAACAUUACAUCCAAAGAAAAAUUAUAGUAAUUUGCUCAAUUCGAUGUCAUAAUUUAAAAUUAAAAAUUAUUUUUUUGUGAAUUAA